CUCGGCGUGAUUCUUGUCCUUGCCUAUCCUCACAGAACACCAUUCAUGUUCACAUAUGUUUGGCCGUAUCGCACCUUCGAACCGGUUUCUUCCUUGGUUCAACAUGCUGAGCCUUGCCGAUUUUCCGCUUGUGCUGAAGAAUCGCUCCUGUCGGCGUCAGAGUACCUCAUACUGGUGGCGGCCUGGUUGAUACGUCUUAAUGAACUUCCUUUUGCGAUCACAUCUCCACCCUAAGUUUCCAUUGAAGCAUUUAUCAACCACUUCCAGAACGACAUCGACCACCACGAUGCGGAGUAUUAUCAACAACCGCUCUCACUUGGCAUCGAUGCCCUACACGCACUGUCGCACGCGGAUAGUCGAUCUGCUCGACCUCGACAUCCCUGAACACGCAACUGAUGAGGAAUACCGCGCCAUCUACCUUCAGUACAUCCUCUGGCCACCCCCAAGCAAAAUUGAGAAUGCGACCCUGCUCCGGGAUGCUGUUGAAUCCAUAAAACAGGGCAUUGCCCCCCCAGUAGCCUUUCCCACGGAAACCGUUUACGGUCUUGGCGCGGACGCGACUAAUGAGCCCGCAGUUUCAGGGAUCUUUGCAGCCAAAGGUCGACCCAGUGAUAACCCUCUUAUCGUUCAUGUCUCGAGCAUCAAGCACCUGGAACGGGUCACAGGGGAGCCGUUGCCGGAAAUAUACGUGCCAGUAGCAGAAAAUUUUUGGCCUGGUCCUCUGACGAUCCUCCUCCCGGUGCCAUCAUCUGGGAUCUUUGCAAGAAACGUUCACCCUUUCCAGUCGACCAUUGGAUUCCGGAUCCCGUCGUCGAAAUAUGCUCGCUUCUUCAUCGCGGCAACUGGGAGACCUAUUGCGGGUCCGAGUGCGAAUUCUUCCGGGAAGCCAAGUCCCACGACAGCGCAACAUGUUCUGGAGGAUUUGGACGGAAAGAUCAAUUUCAUAUUAGAUGGAGGAGGCUGUGAGGUGGGUGUGGAGAGCACGGUUGUGGAUGGGCUCCACGAUCCGCCACUGAUCUUGAGGCCGGGGGGUGUGGGCUUGGAGGAGCUGAGAAGCCUUGGGGCAGAAAUGGGUAAUAAAUGGGAGAGGACGGCGAUCGGAUACAAAAGACAUUCUACAGGACCCGCUGAUGGCUCAAGAAAUGAUGGCUCAAACACGACCACGACCCCCUCGACGCCAGCGUCUAUGAACGGGUCUACUAUUGGGGUUUCUGCAUCUUCGGCCAAUGCGAGCGUGGCUCAUUUUGACGGCGCCAUUAGCUACGAAGAUGAUGUCAACGGUGCACCUCGCGCUCCGGGGAUGAAGUAUCGACACUAUGCGCCAAUAGGCCGACUGGUUCUGUUUUCCGAGGACGCCGUGCGGGACGGUCGCGUGCCGGACAAACUGGAUGAGCUGGUUGGGAAUUGGCGGUCACGUUUCGAUGUGGAUGGACAGGGGAAAUCCCACGAAAUCAGGGGUGGAAUCAUCUCCUGUCACUGGCCUGCCUUUGCCGGGCUGCAAGUCAACGAGGUCUCUUCGAACGGCUCGUAUUCCAGCACCAGCAGGGAAGAAACCCCUCAAGCCGCCCUUUUAGACGCAGUACCGAAUUCCGUCUAUGCGCCAAUCACCUCGAUCGCGACAACCACCGGGAAAAACACCAACGUCACGUUAUACGACGUUAACCUCGGCCCCGACAUUGCCUCCCUGGCACACUCGCUAUUUGGGGUCCUGAGACUGUUCGAUGAGCUGGGCUGCGCCUUCAUCUUCGCCGAGACCGUCCAGCGAACUUCGAACUCCUCCAUGCCUCCAUCGAGCCACCCUGCCGCCUUGACGAACGGCCAACUGCCGGCCGGACGACAAGAAACCAGACACACGCGCCGGGAUCUCGAGGACGCAGUGAUUGAUCGGAUCGAGAAGGCCGCCGCCGAGAGGGUGGACUGAAGCUCAACCCGGCCGAUCGACCCGUUUGCUAGACAUUUCUUCUCUUCAUGCCGCUCGCUUACCGCGACCCGCGGGCUCCAUUGUCAAAUGUAUCCUACCAUUUCUGACUUUUCGCCCGUCCUAGAAUCAAGAGCAUACUCAUAGACGGCCCGAAGCCACGGCCCACUCGAGGAGAGCAGAGGCGUGUGAAGUAUAUAAGGAGAAGUAGACAAUGGGUAGAGCCAUAAUCAAGCGACGCCGGUGGCGGCACUUUCCUCUACUCCCGAUAGGUCACUGGUGACAGAAAUGGGCGUCUGGGACUACAUAACUACCCACCUUUCACCUAUUUUACACAGGUAGGACAGGGCAGGAUGUGUCUCCACGAGAGACCUGGUCCCUCUGCCUGCACUGUGCAAGACGGAUUUGUUUCAGUGGGCAAAGAGCGUGCCGCUCGUGGAGUUGGGAAGGCUACGAAAGCGUGCGUCUUGAUGCAUACAUGCAACUACACAUGUAGUCAAAAGUAUAUCCAUGUCGGUGGAGAGAUAUAGCUCGGCGGUAUUUUGCGGGAUUCAGUUCAUGCACAUGACAGAGAGCAGCAAGGUGCAGAGCACAUCUAUGGUAUUCCCUUCCUAGACGGGUAUAAAAUCGACGAGGC
Molecule: messenger RNA, 2555 nt
Organism: Cladophialophora immunda
Lineage: Eukaryota; Fungi; Ascomycota; Eurotiomycetes; Chaetothyriales; Herpotrichiellaceae
Product: Sua5/YciO/YrdC/YwlC family tRNA threonylcarbamoyl adenosine modification protein
Exons: 2
Coding region: 200-1921 (573 amino acids)
Biological process (GO): regulation of translational fidelity
Cellular component (GO): cytoplasm
Molecular function (GO): tRNA binding; double-stranded RNA binding; nucleotidyltransferase activity
Source: RefSeq, a predicted model, not a curated record